Molecule: messenger RNA, 1158 nt
Organism: Sphaeroforma arctica JP610
Lineage: Eukaryota; Ichthyosporea; Ichthyophonida
Exons: 1
Coding region: 241-1158 (305 amino acids)
Biological process (GO): nuclear-transcribed mRNA catabolic process, nonsense-mediated decay
Cellular component (GO): telomerase holoenzyme complex
Molecular function (GO): protein binding; telomeric repeat DNA binding; telomerase RNA binding
Source: RefSeq, a predicted model, not a curated record
AGAACUUAUCACUUGACUAUAUCAUACCGAAGGGUUGACAGUAUAUAAGAAUAUAAACAACAAUAAGCAUAUAUCCAUGCAAGCUCAAAAUAGCAAGUGUCAGUAUCUAGAUAACGCAUGCCCGUAGCCUUUAGUAACUACAAUAAGGAAGAUACAAACACCCGUACUUAACGUAUGUAUAUCAUCACAUCAAAACUCAACCAAGGUGAUUACACUAUAUACCCAUAUACUUAAUUCGCGAUGGGUCCCCGCCGUCGCGUAGAUACCAAGAAUAGUGCCAAGGCACAGCAACAAGCGCUGCAAACACUUGCACAAGCACGUGCACUCCAUAGGGAAACGCAGGAGCUCGAAGCACAGUUUACACAGACAUUACGUAACUUCACAUCAUCGCGACAGUACUUUGAUGAAGGCCUGCAUCAACUCAGGCAGACAAUUGUGCAGAACUACACCAAAAUAGUGUUCAUUGCGUACGAGUAUGCGAUCGAAAAGGAGAUCGAAGUGCACCUCUGGCGUGCGGGCUUCUACAUGAUCAUAGAGGCCUGUCGUGCUGGGUUACGUAAACGACAGUCACGCAGUACAAAGGCAACUAGCCAAGGAGGUGUGAACGUGAACAUUGCAGACGCAGACACGAACAUACAAGACGAUGUAAUACGCUCACAGCCCGUAGAUAAGCUGAAGAUAUUCUUAGACUCGUUUCUGUACGAGGCAACGGGGUUCUACUUGUGUCUGUUACGCCGUAUGUUCUCAGAAUUGGGUAUGAAAUGUCCUGAAUACCUCAAUUUAUGCGGUAUAGCUGCGCCCAUGUCGUUUACUGAGGGCCCGACCUCGUUUGGAUUAAGCUUAACUACAUCCGGCACACGCUCUGACGCACGCAGUAAUUAUGACAACAAUAGAGGCCAGAGUGAGAAGGAGAACUCACGCGAUAGCAGAGACUCGGGCAGUUAUAAGAACACUAGAUAUAGCGAUAGAGAAGGCAAUUCACGUAGUAGGGAGACAGAAGGGGGUACUUCGGUCAAUACACACCAUCCAGCAGUUAAUGAGAGUGUGCACCGUAGUCUUAUAUUUCUGGGUGAUCUGGCCAGAUAUCAUGAUGGGUUGAGCGAUGCGCGUGGCCCCAUAUUCUCGUCAGCACACUCGUUCUACUUUCAGGUACGUUAG